CAACAAAACCCUUUUUUUUUUUUUUUCCCCCUUCCGGAAUCGCUUUCUUUGAGCUCCUUCAACUGAGCUUUAUGUUAUCCGACGGAAACUGCCUUCUUUCUUCUCUAGCUCUCGCCCGGAGAUUUAAGCUCGGGACUAAUUGUUAAGAACAAGCCCAAGGUUAGGAACGUCCUGUGAAAACCCGAAUCUCAUUAAUCUUGGGUAAUGUCCAACCCAGGCGGGGAAAUAGUCCCUUUGGGCUUUGUGUUCACAGUUCAGGGAAUCUGCUCAAGUUUGGACAGAUUUUUAGAGGAUCUUUUGUAAGCAGAGUAUAGGAGAGAGAAAGUAAAUUUAUUUGGUGGGUGACAUACUUGGAAAUCUGUGUUGAAAGGAGACAAUUGAAAGAACUGUGAGCAGAAAAUUAACAGGCACGAAAGUUGUUCUUCAAAUGCUGGAAGCCUCCUAAGGAGAAACAGAAUAUAUUGGUUCAGGGCUAUUGAAAUGAUGCAGAUUUGGCUCAGUCUAAAGGACACUUUCUUAGCAAUUAGAUCCACUGUGCAGUUAUGCUCCUAAAACUUACUGGCUUGCCCAGAAGCUUUUUGAAAAUUGGUUUAUUCGAUUUGAGACCGGGUCUUGCUAUAUAGUGCAGACUGUCGCAUAAUUGGUGAUCCUCCUGUCUCUGCUCUCCAGUGCUCAGUGCAGUAAUUACAGGUGUGUGUCACCAUGACUUCAGCUUGGCGUUCCCAAGUACAGACUGUCUUAAAGGCAUUAUCUGCCACUGGGUAGUAAUGGCUGUUCAUUUGUUGCAAUCUGUGAUACUUUGAUUUAUGGACACCUCAUCUUGUGCAGAAUGAAUUUGAGGUUGAUUAAGAGGGGUAUAUACAUUUUGCAUGUUUGGCAUAAAGGAGGGAAAAAUUGGGAAGUGACCAAAAGCCUGCCUUGACUAGACUAUUUGCUUCUGCUGAUAGACUGCAAGAGUUAAAAAGCUUCUUAUUUUUAUUGUAUUUAGUGUGUGAGUGUGUGUGUGUGAGUGUGUGUGAGUGUGUAUGAGUGUGUGUGUGUGUGUGUGAAGGAUGAUUUGCUUGAUUCAGUGCUUCUUUUACAUCAUGUGGGCACUUAUUACUCACCUAGCCAUCUUGCCAGCCGAGUUAAACCUUUAAGAUAGCUUUGGGUUUUGUUGAUGGUGGUGGUGGUGGUUUUUAAAGACAGUUUUGUGUGUGUGUGUGUGUGUAGCUAACACCUAGCUGUCCUGGAACUUGCUCAUAGACCAGGUUGGCUGCUAACUCAGUGAUCCCCCUGCCUCUGCCUUCUCCCGAACUCUGGGAUUAAAGGCUUGCACACCACAACCAGCUUUAGGUAGAGUUUUUAAAGUUUUUUUUUUUUUUUUCUGGGAUGGUGUUAAAUUAGACGUGUUUUCCACCCACAUGCUUUUUGAUUUUAUGAACAUUGAAGAAAUUUUCAGAAACCAAGACCUGGAGGGCAUCUCCAAAUGGUUUGAAUUGUGACCCUUAAGAAACAGAAAUUCAAAGGCACCAGGCCUGCCCCCCACGGUCCUGCUGUGUCUGGAAUCUGUGAUGACCAAGGUGGUGGGCAUGGCCACAAUUCUGGGCCCUAGGCCACCUCAGGAGCCAAUGGGGCCUUCGACCCGUAAAGCAGAAGAGGAUGACGAGAAGGACAAGUGCCGCCCUAGCCUAGAGACAUCCCGUCAGCGCUUCAGGCAGUUUGGGUACCAUGACACUCCUGGGCCCCGAGAGGCACUGAGCCAGCUUCGGGUGCUCUGCUGUGAGUGGCUGCAGCCCGAGAUCCACAGCAAGGAGCAGAUCCUGGAGCUGCUGGUGCUGGAGCAGUUCCUGACCAUCCUGCCCCGAGAGCUCCAGGCCUGGGUGCAGCAGCACUGCCCUGAGAGCGCAGAGGAGGCCGUCACUCUCCUGGAAGACCUGGAGCAAGAGCUGGAUGAGCCAGGACUGCAGGUCUCAUCUCCUCAGCGGGAACAGAAGCAGGCUUGGGAGAAGAUGUCAACGUCAGGAACUGCAGUGGAGUCCUUAAGCAGUACCCAGUCUCAGUCCGGGGAUGCCAGCCCCAAAUAUGAGUUUUGGGGGCCCCUGUACAUCCAAGAGACUGGUGAGGAGGAGGUUUUUACUCAGGAUCCAAGAAAGCGUCAAGGUUUGAAAUCGAAUCCCCAGAAGGAGGACUCAGCAGAUGAGCAGAGAAGUUCUGAAGAGGAGGCUCAUGCAGACGGACUCAAAGGGGACAUCAUUCCCGCGAUUGCUACCAAUAAGUAUGGGUCAAGGUCAGAAAGGCAAUGGGAGAGGGGAGCAAAAGCUUUUCUGCAGGAUACAGGUUCCAGGAAAGGGGCAGAGCCCAUGUCUGCUAAGCUUGCCCCGGGAGAGAAACGAUACAUAUGUGCAGAGUGUGGGAAGGCCUUUAGCAAUAGCUCAAACCUCACUAAACACCGCAGAACACACACUGGGGAGAAGCCUUAUGUGUGCACCAAGUGUGGGAAGGCCUUCAGCCACAGCUCCAACCUUACCCUCCAUUACAGAACACACUUGGUGGACCGGCCCUAUGACUGUAAGUGUGGGAAAGCCUUUGGGCAGAGCUCCGACCUCCUUAAACAUCAAAUGAUGCAUACGGAAGAGGCGCCCUAUCAGUGUAAAGACUGUGGGAAAGCCUUCAGUGGGAAGGGCAGCCUCAUUCGACACUACCGCAUCCACACCGGGGAGAAGCCCUAUCAGUGUAACGAGUGUGGAAAGAGCUUUAGUCAGCACGCAGGUCUCAGUUCCCAUCAGCGCCUGCACACAGGGGAAAAGCCCUAUAAGUGUAAGGAGUGUGGCAAAGCCUUCAACCACAGUUCAAAUUUUAAUAAGCACCACAGAAUCCAUACUGGUGAAAAGCCCUACUGGUGUAACCACUGUGGGAAAACCUUCUGUAGCAAGUCCAAUCUUUCCAAACACCAGCGAGUGCACACUGGAGAGGGAGACGUGCCGUAACUGUCCGCCUCUCUGUCAUUGUCGUUGUUCUUGUGAGCAUUAGAAUGUGAGCGCUAGGAAGCAGCCUGUGAUACAGUGUUGGGUGGUAGAUUUUGCUCUAGUCCUCAAGGGGUGCCAUGGAGGGAGAACUCCACAGUGACAGGGCAGGCGGGAGGUCUGCAGAGUGGAGUGAGCCCCACAGUGCUCACCUCGGCCAGCGGGGUCCCUCCUCACGCUCCAGGCCCUAGUGAAACUGUGCUGCCAUUGUCUUCUGCAUAGUUAAACUGAUGUGUGUCCAGUAGAGUUAAGGAAGAAACACUAAAAUUGUUUAACUGUUUUAACAUAUAUCCCACAGUUGUAGUUUGUAAAGAAUUGAGCCACCUUGAACAGUCUGUUUCAGAAUAAAUGUACAGCAUCA
Messenger RNA from Alexandromys fortis (reed vole), 3366 nucleotides. RefSeq names its product zinc finger and SCAN domain containing 21 (gene Zscan21). Gene Ontology annotation, cellular component: nucleus. Lineage: Eukaryota; Metazoa; Chordata; Mammalia; Rodentia; Cricetidae. The transcript has 4 exons. Bases 1554 to 2969 code for a protein of 471 amino acids. The record is from RefSeq and is a predicted model, not a curated record. Gene Ontology annotation, biological process: regulation of gene expression.